UACUCUCCAGCAAUAUAAUUCCGUUUCCUCAGUCCGGUGUACUGGGCUGAAAGUCCAUCGACUCUAUACUAUACAGAAACAUUUCAUCUCUUAUCUUUUUCUUGAAAUAGAUAUGUUCUCCAAAUGACGCCUGAACUGAAACACCUGAACUAUCAAUGAGGCUUUCACUUGUGAAGCGAUUUUAGAAAUCCUUUAUGGCGCUACAGCUUCAUAGGUUGUUCGCCACAAGUUACUUACACGAGAAACUUUCCAGUCCAUCUCGCCUUCUCUUCAUGUCUCAAUACAGGGGACUUCAGAAUUACCCAAGUACUUGCAUGCCAUGUUCACCAUUUGGUGAUGGUUAUAAAUAUGGAAAACUCGUUCAGAUUAAAUUCAGAAUGGCUAGGGAGCCUCUCAGGAUUGCUACAGAUCGAUUAAAAGAAUUAAGCUUCAAGUUUAAACGAGAUUCCUUUCUUUUGGGGAGUGUUACUGAUGGGUGCAGGCAUGAGGCGCCUGUUACUUUUCAGUCUUACUUAAGAGAUGGGUUUCCAUAUACCAUGAAAGCCAGGAACAUUUUCUCCAAUAGAUGUUUAGAUGGUAAUUUUAGAUUGAGUUCAUCUUCUCGUCAAUGUGCUGUUAGAAGGUUUUCUUCGGUUCAUGCUAAGCAAAAAGCCCACCUUUCAAGAACGACGACAAAUAGAAAUGAUAAUGUGUCUGGGGGAGAUGCAAAGUUUAGAGGCAAACAAUUUUACUUCAAACAUAUUCAUAGGUUUCAGAAGCAGGCAAAGCCAUUUGCUGUUUGCAGCAGUGGUUCUAAUGGAGGUGUAGAGGUUGGAGUUUCCAGUAAGCCUGUCAAAAAGCGCUCCUCUAGUGCUAAGAAAUUGGCUGUUAAAACUACAGAUAUGGUGAAUCUCAAAGAGGAGUUAAGUGGAGAUGGGAUCAAGGAAGGAGCAUCAGAAUCAUCUGUUUCAACUUCAGUUAAGAGUGACAGUAAUAACCCACAAACCAGAACUAAAGGGAAAAAGAAACAGCAGCUGGCAAGUAAGAAAGAUGAUGGACAAUUUUCUGGAACUAAUUUGUCUUCUGGUGUGGCACAGUCCAAGGGUUCUAAAAGUGCAUCUCAAAUAAAGAAGUCUAAUGCCAAAGCUCUCCAAUCCUCUCAGGCUUCUGAAAUUCUUCCAGUUGGAGAGACACCCUUGGCAGAAAAUACUUCCUCUACAGACAACCUGUCCAAGAAGACAACAAAGAACUCUACUGGCAGGGAUAAACCUGAAAAAAAAGGUAGAGUGGUGAAAUCAAGUAAGGCCCUCUCAGAAAAGAGCAAAAGUGCACAGAAAAUUUCCUCUAGUACUGAGUUGCCACAGGCGCAAAAAAUGGAGGGUAAAAUAAAGUCUUAUGCAAGGACUUUCAGGCCAUUACAUCCUCCCACAGGCAAAUCUGUUGUUGUGGUAGAGUCUGUUACGAAAGCAAAGGUUAUUCAGGACUACCUUGGGCAUAUGUUUGAAGUCCUGCCUAGCUAUGGUCAUGUAAGGGACUUAGCUGGUCGGUCAGGAUCUGUGCGGCCUGAUGAUGACUUCAGCAUGGUGUGGGAGGUUCCAUCUGCUGCUUGGACUCAUCUUAAGAGUAUUAAGGUUGCACUGAAUGGAGCAGAAAAUCUUAUCCUUGCUUCUGAUCCUGAUCGUGAAGGAGAGGCAAUUGCUUGGCACAUUACUGAGAUGUUGCAACAACAAGGUGCAUUACAUGGUGACAUUACAGUAGCAAGGGUUGUCUUUCAUGAAAUAACUGAGUUGUCCAUCAAGAGUGCUCUUCAGGCUCCACGAGAUAUUGAUGCAAACUUGGUUCAUGCUUAUCUUGCACGACGUGCUCUUGAUUAUUUGAUUGGGUUCAGCAUAUCACCACUAUUAUGGAGGAAAUUACCUGCUUGCCAGUCAGCUGGGCGUGUUCAAUCUGCAGCUUUAUCCCUCAUAUGUGAUAGAGAAAUGGAAAUAGAAGAAUUUAAACCACAGGAAUAUUGGACUGUAGAAGUAGAGUUUAACAAAAGGGAACUAGGUUCCUUGGAAAAUGUCUCUUCUUUCUCAUCACACUUGACCUAUUUUGAUCUAAAAAAACUGGGACAGCUCUCCAUUGGCUCUUUUGCAGAGGCAAAGUUAAUUGAACAGAAGAUUACAUCAUCCACAUUUGAGGUGCUGCGCUCUAAAAGAAGCAAAAUGCGGAAAAAUCCCCCACCACCUUAUAUAACAUCAACACUUCAGCAGGAUGCUGCAAAUAAAUUUUGCUUUACAGCCACAUACACAAUGAAGCUGGCUCAGAAACUGUAUGAAGGAGUUAAACUAUCAAAUGACGAGGCGACGGGAUUGAUAACAUAUAUGCGAACAGAUGGUCUAAAUGUUUCUAAUGAAGCUGCAAAGGACAUUCAAGCCUUGGUCAGAGAAAGGUAUGGGCAGGGUUUCGCAUCAGAAAUUACUCGAGUGUACUUUAAGAAGGUGAAGAAUGCUCAAGAGGCCCAUGAAGCAAUUAGGCCCACAGAUAUCUGGAGGUUACCAUCUAAAUUGGCAGGAGUACUUGAUGAGGAUUCCUUGAAGUUAUACACUCUUAUAUGGGCUCGAGCAAUGGCUUGCCAAAUGGAACCCACUGUCAUCGAUCAGAUACAAAUUGAUAUUGGAACUGCUGAUGAAUCUAUUGUUCUUCGAUCGACAUGUUCAAGAGUUGAGUUUCCUGGAUAUCAAGCAGUUUACAAGGAUGAGGAGACUGCAAUAAUCACCCGCAAUGAGGAUGGUAAUGGUGAUGAUGCUCGUAAUGAAGCUUUUAAGGCCCUCUGUUCUCUUAAGUCAGGAGAUCCAUUGCAUCAUGUUAAGGUAGGACUUAUGCAGCACUUUACACAGCCUCCUCCACGCUAUUCUGAGGGUUCCUUGGUUAAAAAGCUGGAGGAACUUGGUAUUGGAAGACCUUCUACUUAUGCAACCACUCUGAAAGUUCUACAGGACAGGAGCUAUGUGACAGUGAAGAGUCGAGUAUUAUAUCCUGAAUUUCGUGGUCGCAUGGUGUCGGCUUUUCUUUCUCACUAUUUCUCUGAGGUGACAGACUAUAAUUUCACUGCUGAUAUGGAAACUGAGCUUGAUAAUGUCUCUGUUGGGGUGACUGAAUGGAAGGGGCUGCUAAAAGAUUAUUGGACACGAUUUAGCAUGUAUUGUGAUCGUGCAGCUAACGUCAGUACACGGCAGGUUGAGAAAAUGUUAGAGGAAAAGUUUGGAGAUUUCUUGUUUUCUUCUCCUCCUGAUAAAAGCAGGGAAUGCCCUAGUUGUUUGACAGGCACUUUGGUCUUCAAGGUGAGUAGGUUCGGUGAAGGCUAUUUUAUUGGUUGUGAUCAACACCCUAAAUGCAAGUACAUUGCUAAGAUGAUAUAUGGAGAUGAUGAAGAGGAGGUUACUCCUCAGAAGCAAGACAUGUUUGCUGAGCCAAAAUUGCUUGGUCUUAACCCUGGUUCUAAUGAAAAGGUUCUUUUGAAGAAUGGUCCUUAUGGGUUCUAUGUUCAGCUUGGCGAAGAUAGGAAAGGUUAUGUACCAAAACGAGCCUCUGUUUCCCAGAUAAAGGAUGUAGAAUCCAUCACCUUAGAACAUGCUCUUGAGCUGCUGCGCUAUCCUGUAUUAUUGGGGAACCAUCCAGAUGAUGACCAACCAGUGUAUUUAAGACUUGCAAGAUUUGGGUUUUCAAUUAAACAUCGACGAACAAUUGCGCCGGUGCCUAAGAAUACAAAUCCAAAGGACAUCACUCUGGAAAAAGCAUUGAAGUUUUUAUUAAGUAAAGACGCAAAACGCUGUGGCCGGCCCAAGAGUAAGCCAAAGGUCGAAGAAGCCGUGGAAGCUAUUUAGAGUUGAUAAGCAAUGGUGGGUACGUAGUUUGUUUGGAUGAUAUGCAUUUUAUUAAGCCCACAUUGCUUGACGGAGGUUCAUGCAUUUUUUAUACCAUUGAAUCAUGCGUUGAGCAUAGGCAAUCUCUCAAGUUGGCAAUCGGAUAUUUUUUCAUCAAUGGAAGGGUGAGAUGUAUAUAGUAUCAUUGAUUUUGUUGUAAAUCCAAGCCAAUUUUGUAUACAACUUUGCGCCCGUUUUAGUAUCAUGUUACUUUUGCAAGGAAAUAGAAUGCUGGGCAUGUUAAACCAAUUGUAUGAUUGUACUUUACUUUUAAUGACAUAACUUAGGAUCAGGAAGAAAAGAUGUGAUAGCUCAUUCUGAAAAGUUUAUGUAUAAUUUGAUUUCAAUAAUGAAAUAGAUAUGGUAAAUUUGAGUUACAUGACAA
Nelumbo nucifera (sacred lotus) is the source of this 4272-nucleotide messenger RNA. NCBI's taxonomy places the organism in Eukaryota, Viridiplantae, Streptophyta, Magnoliopsida, Proteales, Nelumbonaceae. The record is from RefSeq and is a predicted model, not a curated record.